Messenger RNA from Salvelinus namaycush (lake trout), 617 nucleotides. It is a transcript of the gene pigk, whose product is annotated as phosphatidylinositol glycan anchor biosynthesis, class K. Gene Ontology annotation, biological process: protein localization to cell surface; proteolysis; attachment of GPI anchor to protein. Gene Ontology annotation, cellular component: GPI-anchor transamidase complex. NCBI's taxonomy places the organism in Eukaryota, Metazoa, Chordata, Actinopteri, Salmoniformes, Salmonidae. The transcript has 6 exons. The coding region runs from base 39 to 617 and encodes 192 amino acids. The record is from RefSeq and is a predicted model, not a curated record. Gene Ontology annotation, molecular function: GPI-anchor transamidase activity.
CUACGUCAUCUGAGGGCGAUAGCUCUUCCUGUAGUAACAUGGCUAGCUGCUGUUCCCUGAAAUUAUUGACACUUUUCAGCCUGAUUAUUGUUCCUGCCUCGGUGGAAAGUAAUAAUAUUGAGGCUGAAGCUGGUAAAUUCUUCAGCAGUGGACACACAAACAAUUGGGCAGUUUUGGUGUGCACAUCCAGAUUCUGGUUCAACUAUCGUCAUGUGGCCAACACACUAUCUGUGUACCGUAGUGUCAAGAGACUGGGCAUCCCAGACAGUCACAUAGUUUUGAUGCUGGCCGACGACAUGGCGUGUAACCAUAGAAACCCGAAGCCGGCCACGGUUUUCAGUCACAAGAACAUGGAGCUCAACGUGUACGGAGAUGACGUGGAGGUGGAUUACCGUGGUUACGAGGUGACCGUUGAGAACUUCCUCCGUGUUCUGACGGGAAGGCUGCCUCCCAGCACCCCGCGGUCCAAACGCCUUCUCUCUGACGACCAUAGCAACAUCCUCAUCUACCUCACUGGUCACGGUGGGAACGGCUUCCUGAAUUUCCAGGACUCUGAAGAGAUCAGCAACGUGGAGCUGGCCGACGCCUUUGAACAGAUGUGGACGAAGAGAAGGUAG